ACUACCAUCGUAACCAUGUUGGUCUACCCAGUCCUAGUGCUAGCCCUAGGUGCCCUAUGGCCACUGGACUGGACACCUAUUAGACUGGAUUCACUGAGCCCAGUGAGUGGCCACUACCACGGUACCACAUGGGCCAUGGCAGAGAAGGUGACUCAGGGAGAUGAUCUGGAGGACGUGGUGGUAGUGGAAGGUACUACUGGUGAUGAAGGGAAAGAAGUUUUGCAAGUUUAUAACAGAUAGUUGCUGGUCAGAAUGUUUUG
Babesia bovis T2Bo is the source of this 260-nucleotide messenger RNA. RefSeq lists its product as uncharacterized. The record is from RefSeq and is a predicted model, not a curated record. The coding region runs from base 16 to 240 and encodes 74 amino acids. The transcript has 2 exons. Lineage: Eukaryota; Apicomplexa; Aconoidasida; Piroplasmida; Babesiidae.